ACUUGCGCUUCAAUCAGCUUCAAUUCGAGUCAUAACCUAUAAAGUAGUAUAUAUAAAAUGUAACAACAGUAUAUACAUAUGCGGUGGACGUUGCAAGUGAAUAUAUUACAUGAAAUUAUCAAUGUAAAAUAUGAAUCAUUGCGAUUGAAUCGCAGUAUUCAUGAGCAUAAUCUUGAGAAAGGGACGUAAUAGAGGUGCUAUAACCUAGUUUAAUUUGUUGGACAUCAUGACACUUACUCCCAAAGGGUUGACAAAAUUACUGGAUAUCCUCGAAGAGGAUAACCUUGAUACGAGUUUGGAAAACCUGUGCAACCAAUUACAUCAAGUAUUUCCAAAAGAAAGUCGGUUUAAAGUAGGAAUGACAUUAGUUCUACUUUUACAACACAUAGACCUAUUGCCGAAAAAUGUUCAACGUAUAAUAGCAGUAGCGUUAUUGUUCGAUCUUUAUAGAGGAGAACCAUUGGCUUCUACGCCUUUUGCACCUGUUUUUAUUCAGGUGUUAAAAUCACAGGAUGACACAAACAAUGGUGUACCGAAAACAAACUUCUCUGGACACAUACCAGUGUUGUCUCAAUGUGAAAAAAACCUCUUAGUAAAUUUAUUGGGAUAUAAUCAGAAGGAUAUUUUAAAGAAAACUCCAAGACAGAUUGUGGAUGAAUUAUAUUUUGUGCCUGUGCCACCAAUUGAUUUGAGUAACUUGCAAGUACAAUUAACAGAAAGACAUUCAGAACUACCUUCCAUUGCAAAAUGUGGAAAUCCAGUGAUAUUACCUGACAUGGAUCACUCUAAAGUAACAGAGAUCGAUAAAAAUACUACAAAAACUAUGACAGAACUCUUGAUUACUAACGAUCGUCCAUUAUGCAGUCAAAGCUAUCGUCCUGAAUUUCUAAGAUUGGCACCUCCUCUUUAUCGGUCUGUUGAUGAACUACCAUGGUUUAAUGUCACAGAACCUUUUCAAUUUACAAUUGAAUAUGAUAACAAUAUGUGUGUCUCAAAUUGUGCUGGUGCAGAAGCUCGCAGGUUAAUGGGUAAAGCAUUUAAAAGUGUACUGACACUGCAACAACAGCAACAUCUUGUCAACGAGUUGGAUAGAGAUCCAAAAUUGGUGUAUCACAUUGGUCUUACUCCAGGAAGAUUACCAGAUUUGGUGGAAAAUAAUCCUUUGAUUGCAAUCGAGGUUUUGUUAAAGCUUAUGCAAUCGAGUCAAAUAACAGAAUAUUUCAGUGUUUUGGUAAAUAUGGAGAUGUCACUCCAUUCUAUGGAAGUUGUUAAUAGAUUAACCACUACUGUUGAUUUACCAACAGAGUUUGUUCAUUUAUAUAUUAGCAAUUGUAUUUCUACGUGUGAAACUAUAAAAGAUCGCUAUAUGCAGAAUCGUUUAGUACGGUUGGUUUGUGUUUUUCUACAAUCCUUGAUAAGGAACAAGAUUAUAAAUGUGAAGGAACUUUUUAUUGAAGUGCAAGCAUUUUGUAUCGAAUUUAGUCGCAUCAGAGAAGCUGCAGCUCUUUUUCGUUUGUUAAAACAACUAGAAUCUGGUGAUAUUGGUGGUCUUAAUGCACCACCUACAAAUACUAAAUUGGAUAUGUGCUAAUGUAAUUAACAUCAAAGUCUUGAAGUACUUGACAAUAGAUUGAUAGAUUUUCAAUGUUUAUAACUAUUUUCCUGUUUAAUUAAAUUUCAUUGAAGGAUGUAAUGUAGCAUUUCACAGUGUAUUAUUGAAAGUGAACUUUGUAAAUUUAAUCAUAUUUUAUAUAUAGUUUUGAUAUGUGUAAGUAAAUUAUUGACUGUAAUUCAUUUAUUUUUUAUUAAUUAUGUAAAAACCAGUAUGAUAAUAUUUUCUGUUAAAGAAUCAAAAGGGAAAUGUUUUUAUAAGAAUAUACACAAAGUGUGUGAA
Hylaeus volcanicus is the source of this 1894-nucleotide messenger RNA. It is a transcript of the gene Not11, whose product is annotated as CCR4-NOT transcription complex subunit 11. Lineage: Eukaryota; Metazoa; Arthropoda; Insecta; Hymenoptera; Colletidae. Bases 227 to 1591 code for a protein of 454 amino acids. The transcript has a single exon. Gene Ontology annotation, biological process: negative regulation of translation; mRNA catabolic process. Gene Ontology annotation, cellular component: CCR4-NOT complex. The record is from RefSeq and is a predicted model, not a curated record.